Messenger RNA from Lachancea meyersii CBS 8951, 1053 nucleotides. NCBI's taxonomy places the organism in Eukaryota, Fungi, Ascomycota, Saccharomycetes, Saccharomycetales, Saccharomycetaceae. The record is from the annotation of a GenBank genome assembly.
AUGCUCUAUUUCUCGCACGACCAAAGUGAGCAGUUUCUCUCCGCUGUAACGGAGCAGCACAUGGCGGUGGACGUGGUGGGUCGCAAAUUGGGCGGACUAGUCCUGAGCUGCUCUGACGAAUGGUUUGCAGAGGCCAAAAACUUGGUUGAGCCAAAGGCUCCUAUUAGAGAUGCUACCAGAUUCGUGCAUGCAGGUGCGUGGUACGACGGUUGGGAAACUCGUCGUCACAACACUGCCGAAUAUGAUUGGGUAAUUUUACAGAUGGGGGUCGCUGCGGCGCACAUUGUCGGUUGCGAAGUUGAUACUGCCUUCUUCAACGGUAAUCACGCACCUGCCAUCUCAGUAGAAGCGCUUUACGCGGAAAAUCACGGCAUUGAGAGUGGUGAAAUACUCGAAAAUGACCCUCGUUGGAAAGAAGUCAUCCCCAGUAAGGAGUGUGGGCCCUCUCAGCGACAAUUCAUGCUGCGCGACCAAGCCACUACGGAGAAAUACACUCAUAUCAAAUUAAAGAUGUUCCCUGACGGCGGGAUCGCCAGGUUCAGACUUUACGGACGUGUGGUCCCACCUGCUGACCUUCAGGCGGGCUCUAUUUCAGGCUCUCCGAUCGACCUGGCGUCGGCGUGCAACGGAGGCGUUGCCCUGAAGGUUUCAGACCAGCAUUUCGGAUCCGCUGACAACUUACUGCUGCCUGGUCGCGGCCACGACAUGUCAGAUGGAUGGGAGACCAAACGGUCGCGUUCUCCUGGUCAUGUGGACUGGGCCAUAAUUCAGCUGGGCAAGCGGACUACAAAACUCACCAGUGUAGUCGUCGAUACCGCCCAUUUUCGGGGCAAUUUCCCUCAAUACAUCACCGUGCAUGGUCUAGACAACUCUGGCUCCAACGAGCCACCAAAGCAUGAUGAUCCACGUUGGUUCACGCUGGUAGACAAAUCAAAAACUGGACCCGACUUGGAACACACCUUCGAUCUGGAUAAUGUCGCCUCUGCCACUCAUGUGAAGUUGACAAUCAUACCAGAUGGUGGUGUCAAGAGAAUAAGAGUUUUUGGCUACUAA